AUAGAACAAGACGCAGACGCCGUAAAUCUACAGUUUACUCUGUUGAUAAAUAACCGAGUGUGUUUUUAGUUGCUAUAAUUAUUAUUGCCAUUGAUUGAGUCUUAGAAUAACAGCACGUGGAUAAGUAACCUUAAAGUAAUUUAAAAUCACAGUCGUUGAAGCAAUGUUUGAUAAAAUUACUUUUUUUAUAUAAAUUAAAAAAUUAUAAGGCAAAAGUUUAAUAAACUAUAAAAUAUGGGUUUAACAAAACAGUAUUUACGUUUUGUUCCUACUGGAAAUUUAAAUAUAAUAACAAGUCCAAAGUGUAACGUUGUUUUUGUAGUAUUAGAAGGACAAGAAGGACGAUUUGUUGCUGCUGGAGCAUGUGAACAUGUUAUUAUUUGGGAUUUAAGACUUGGAGAAAAGGCUCAAGUUUUAACUGGAGAAAAGUCUGAUGUUACUCAAUUAGCAACUUCACCAAAUAAUCGUCAUAUAGCCGUUGGUUAUGCUGAUGGUACAAUAAAAACUUAUGAUUUACGUUCAGGAGAAAACAUAAGUAUAUUUGUUGGACAUAAAUCAGAAAUUACUACGUUAGCUUACGACGAUCUGGGCCAUCGUUUAGCUUCUGGUUCUAAAGACACGGAUAUUAUUAUUUGGGAUGUCGUUGCCGAAACUGGAGUCAGUCGUUUAUCAGGACACAAAGGAGUAAUUACAAAAGUAUCAUUUAUGAAAGAAAAUAACAUAUUGAUAAGCGCAUCUAAAGAUACAUUUGUUAAAUUUUGGGAUCUUGAUACAGAUCACAAUUUUCUUACGCUUGUAGGACACAGAUCAGAAGUAUGGGGUUUUACUUUAGUUAAAAAUGACAAGUAUCUAAUAACUGGAUGUAAUGACUAUGAAUUACGCGUUUGGAAAAUAUUUUACGUUGAAAAUAAUGACGAUGAUGACAAUACAUUAAAUAUAGGUUCGUUAAACAUCAACAAAGACGAAACAAAUGAUUUGAAUUAUCCAUUGAGAUGUGAAAAAAUCGGUAGUAUUUUACGAGCUGGACAUGGUCGUGUAGUUUCAUUAACUACUGAUAUUACAAACAAAGUAAUUGCUUGUCACGGUACAAAAAAUACAGUUGAAUUAUUUUACAUGAUUUCUGAUGAUGAAGUCAGAAAAAAAAUAAAUAAACGACUGAAUAAAGAGAAAAAUAAAGCUCUGAAAGCUGGCAAAGAUAAAAGUACUAUUCCUUCGGAGGCAACGUCAACUCUUCACGACGAAGUUAGAAGACUUGCUGUUAUAAAUGCUCCUAGUAAAGUCAAAUCGAUAGAUUUAGUAAUGGGUCGUGGUGAUGAACUUCGUGUAUGUGUUGGACUUGAUAAUAAUGCUUUGAAAUUAUACUCGCUGUCUGUAAAUGAAGAAAGAAAACUUUCGAAAAAAAAAGAAGAAAGAGACGAUAUCACUUGCAUGCGGUCAAUUGAACAUCAUGGACAUCGCACAGAUAUUCGGGCUAUUUGCUUCAGUUCAGAUAAUUUGGCUUUUGCUACUGCUAGUGGUGAUUCCAUUAAAUUAUGGAAUAGACCAUCGUUGACAUGUUUAAGAACUGUUGAAUGUGGAUAUGCUUUGACUCUGACAUUUGUACCUGGUGACAGGCAUCUGAUUGUCGGAAUGAAAGAUGGUAAAAUAUUGAUUGUUGAUAUUGCGUCGGGUGAUGUUCUUGAAUCAUUUCAAGCACAUGAACAAGAGUGUUGGAGUAUUGUUCUAUUUCCCAAUAUGAAAGGAGUUGCCAGCGGCAGUGCUGAUAAAACUGUUAAAUUUUGGGAUUUUGAACUGAUAGAAGAUCAAAAAACAAAUUGCAAAGUAUUGGGGUUAAUUCAUACAAAGACAUUAAACUUGGAAGAAGGUGUUUUGUGUGUGAAAAUAAGUCCAAAUAGUAGAUUUAUAGCAGUUUCACUUCUUGAUUCUACUGUUAAGAUUUUUUAUUUAGACACUUUUAAGUUUUUCCUGUCUUUGUACGGACAUAAAUUACCAGUACUUUGUAUGGACAUUUCCAGCGACUCAUCAAUUAUUGCUACGGGAUCUGCUGACAGAAAUAUUAAAAUUUGGGGAAUGGAUUUUGGUGACUGUCAUAAGUCAUUAUUUGCUCAUGAUGAUUCAGUAAUGGGUCUUUGUUUUGUUCCAAAGACUCAUUAUUUGUUUACUUGUAGUAAAGAUGGAAAACUCAAAGAGUGGGAUGCAGAUAAUUACCAAAAAAUUAUCACACUUCAAGGACAUUCUGGUGAAGCUUGGUGCUGUGCAGUAUCACCAAAUGGUGUCUUCGUAGCAUCCUGCGGCGCUGAUAAAGUUAUAAGAUUAUAUGAAAAGUCAUCAGAGCCAUUAGUAUUAGAAGAUGAAGCUGAAGAAGAACGUGAAAGACAAGAAAAUGAAUUAGCUACUGGUGAAACUACAGCAGUACCAGGACAAAAACAACAAUUAUUACCCUCACGUAAGACGGUUAAUAGUGAAAAAGCGGCGGAAUUAAUUCUUGAAUGUUUGGAUGUCAUAAAAGAAUAUAACGAAGAAUUAGAAAAUGUGAAACCUCCGAAUGCAGCACCACCAUUACCGUUAUUAAUGCAAGCUUUCAAUUGUAAAACUACUGAUGAAUAUUUGUUGGAAACUUUCAAACGAAUCAGAGCAAGUGACAUGGAAGAAACUCUAUUACUUCUACCGUAUGCUGAUGCAUGCAAAAUACUUGAAUAUCUUCCGAAAUUGUUGAAAAGUGAAUAUCAAACUGAACUAUUGGUUCGAUUAGCUUUGAGUCUAAUUCAAGCUCAUCAUGAACCAAUAGUAGCAAAUUCACAAAUGUUAACAAUUUUAGAAGAAGUUAGAGAUUUAGCUAUGGAAAAGAUAACUAAGCUAAGAGAUACUGUUGGAUACAAUCUUCAUGGUAUGUCAUUUUUACAACGUGCGUUAGAAGAAAAAGAAGGGGUUACAUUAUUCCGGGAUGCAUCGAAAAAGAGAAAAAAUCGAGUUAAAAAUCGUAGAAAUAAAGAACAAGCGUUGAAACGCGCUUUAUUAACAUUAUAAAUUAAACAUUUAUUGUUAUACAAUUCAAUAAAAUUUUGUAUAAAAUUUA
This is a messenger RNA of Microplitis demolitor, 3076 nucleotides long. RefSeq names its product WD repeat-containing protein 3. Gene Ontology annotation, biological process: maturation of SSU-rRNA. Gene Ontology annotation, cellular component: small-subunit processome; Pwp2p-containing subcomplex of 90S preribosome. NCBI's taxonomy places the organism in Eukaryota, Metazoa, Arthropoda, Insecta, Hymenoptera, Braconidae. The coding region runs from base 235 to 3027 and encodes 930 amino acids. Gene Ontology annotation, molecular function: protein binding; snoRNA binding. The transcript has 10 exons. The record is from RefSeq and is a predicted model, not a curated record.